CGAUUAAAUCAAUUUUAUUCCCUGAUAAUGUUUUAAUAAUUUUAUUUUGUGACUAAAUUAUUGAAUUUUAGUGUUGUUAGCAUGUUUUUUGUGAAUUUCUUCAAUUAUUUCCGGAGGGAAGGGAGUCAGUUUAAUCAAGUUCUAUGCGGGAUCCUCAUAAACCUGCCAGUCCUCUGCUACGGCGCGUCAAUCGGCUGGAUGUCUCCCAUGACCCUGGUGCUCCAGUCUCCCGACUCCCCUCGAGGCACGCCCAUGACUGAUGACGAGAUCUCCUGGAUGGCGGCAGCAACCUUCGCGACGGCCGUGCCAGCGGUGUUUGUGUUCGGGUAUAUGCUGGACCGAUGCGGCAGGAAAGCGGCGCUUAUGUUCACUUCUGCGCAGUUUGUUGGCUGCUGGGCCAUCAAGCUCUGCUCCACGGAGCACUGGGCGCUGAUGGCGGCGCGCGGGCUGGCCGGGGCUGGCCUGGCGGGCUGCUACGUGGUGGCACCCCUGUACACAUAUCGCAAACUUGCUUACAAACUUGGUUGCUGGGCCAUCAAGCUCUGCUCCACGGAGCACUGGGCGCUAGUGGCGGCGCGCGGGCUGGCUGGGGCUGGCCUGGCGGGCUGCUACGUGGUGGCACCCCUGUAUACCAAGGAGAUCAGCGAGGACAGCAUAAGGGGGGCUAUGGGGUCUUUGGUAAUCCUCUCCCAAACAGUAGGCAACCUCCUCCUCUACAUCCUGGGGGACAUGCUGAGCUACCACGCGGUGCUGUGGGUGUGCCUGUCCAUCCCGGCCGCGCACGUGCUGCUGUUCCUCAAGAUGCCCGAGUCGCCCAGCUACCUGCUGCGCCGGGGGCAGCACGAGGAGACCAUGGAAGUGAUAGCGUGGCUGCGCUGCCGCUCGACCAGUGACCCGCUGGUGCAGACAGAGAUGCAGCUACUGAAGCAGGAGGAGGAGGAAGAGAGAGGGAACACCGAGUUCGCUAUUAGAGGCAUCUUCACAAACAAGAUCCUCUUCCAAGCGUUCCGAAUAACCAUGGUGCUCAGCAUAGCACGCGAAGUGUGCGGCACCAUCCCCGUCCUGACCUUCGCGAGCGAUAUCUUCAGCAUGGCGUCGUCACCCGAGUCAGGGCUGGUCCUGACUCCCAACCAGCAAGCCAUGAUGUUGGGGGUCGUGCAGGUGGCCGGGUCUGCGCUCGCGUCGGCUAGUGUGGAGAACUUGGGGCGGAAGCCGCUUCUCUUCAUCACGUCGCUAGUCUCCGGUCUCAGCAUGUGUGCCCUGGCGCUGUGGUUCCUGGCUCUCAGCCGCCACGAGGCCAUGGCUCACUGGAUCCCGAUAGUGGCGCUGUGUGUGUGCAUCUUCUGUGACGCGAGUGGCUUGCAACCCGUCUCGCUUGUCGUCAUGAGCGAGAUGUUUAGCUUUCAGUACCGGAGCACAGUGACCUCAAUCGCCAUGUCCACUGUAUGUUUCUUCAACUUCAUUCAGCUUCGCUUCUUCAAGCCGCUAGCCAACAGUGUGGGGGUCCACGUGACUUUCUUCAUAUUUGGCGCAAUUUGUCUCGCAAACGCCAUCUAUAUCGCGCUAGUGGUACCAGAGACGCGGCUGAGGAAAGUCGAUGAAAUCUACCAGGAGUUAAGGGAUUCUGAGGAGUGUGACUCGGAUAUAUCGAGGUCGGAUUGCGAAGAGGUUUGAAACCUAUAAACCUCCUUUUGAAAUGUAGUUGAUUGUACAGGGUGUAAAUGUUAAGAAGCUACAAGAUCUAUUGGUGAAACUGAACAACUCUUCUGAAAUAUUAUGUAUGUACUUACAUUUGUAGGGAUCGAAUAAAACAUGGAAAUACUGGGGAACCUUGUUCAGUUUUAUCAGUAUCGUGUAGACUAAUUUUAGGAAAUAUAAUUUACACCUGUACAUUAAUAAAGUGUAUGUGGUUGCAAACAUAGGGUUGUUCUAAUCAUUGCAAAAUGGGACUUACAUAUUCAAUUUUAUUUUGUGAUUGGGGUUACCCCCUAUUUACUCUUUUUAGUUAAUGGUAUGUUGUGUGUGUGGUUUAAAUUAUAAUUUUGUAUGUUUUUGUAAAGAGGCAAUAGGUAGAGUAGAAUUGUACUUAGGUAGCUACUAGGCACAAUUUCGGCUACUACUAUUUACUUAGUACUUAUUUUAGCACCUUGGGAUUUAAAAACAACGCUAUAAAUAAUAAUUUUAGUGCUACCUCACAACAGUAAAUACUAUCUUAUGUUAAAGAUAAGUUGUUGUAAUCCUAAUUAGAAUUUAUUGCACAAACUUGUAUAUAGUUUUUUUUUAAAUUUUAUAACGUGAACCUAUUUUUGUGAUAUAAUUUUGUGAUGUUAUUUUUGCAUGGGCCUAUGUAAAUCUAAUAAGUAUAAUAAAUAGUUUUUUUAUCAUUCAACACAUCGUAGAGAAGUAGAUUUUUAAUAUAUGACUCAGUUUAUUGGCACUAGAAAAUAUAACUGGAAAAGUCCAAUAGGAGAAUCAAAAGGGUUAAGUUAGAAUAUCAUUAACAUACUGUAUAAUGAUAUAAUAUUACUUAUAAUUUUUUGAUUGAAUAAUUUUAUCUAGUCCUAGUGACUAUACAUUUCUUGUGUUUAUAAACUUUGUGUUAACUGUUUAUAUCGUUGUACUUUUAAUUAAUGUAUUUUUUUUAUGUAUUCGUACUACAAAUAGUUACAAUAUA
Molecule: messenger RNA, 2674 nt
Organism: Plutella xylostella (diamondback moth)
Lineage: Eukaryota; Metazoa; Arthropoda; Insecta; Lepidoptera; Plutellidae
Product: facilitated trehalose transporter Tret1
Biological process (GO): transmembrane transport
Cellular component (GO): membrane
Molecular function (GO): transmembrane transporter activity
Source: RefSeq, a predicted model, not a curated record